AUGGGGAAAAUUGCUCGUUUUAUAGGUGAUGGAUUCCGUAAUAUGGCUUCUGCGACAAACAAAAUGCCUCAUUUCAAGAUUCCUGCUGAUCAGCACGGUUCUGCAGUAAAAUUCUCGCCUUUCCAUCGCAAUCGCUUAGCAGUUUCCGCUUCUCAACCAUUUGGAGGUCUCGGAGCGGGUGCUCUUUUCAUCUUGAACUGCACCGACGACCUUUUUCAAGAACAAAAAUUUCAAUGGCAAGAUGCCUUAUUCGACGUAGUUUGGUCCAAAAAUAACGAAAACCAAGUUUUAACAUCUUCCGGCGACGGUUCUUUGCAACUUUGGGACCUCACAGAAAACGGCGGCGCAAUUCAAGUUUUUAAAGAACACUCCGCUGAGGUUUAUUCCGUCGAUUGGGCGACAAUUAAUCAAAAUCCCCAAAUGUUGAGCGGCGGUUGGGAUGGAAAAGUGAAAUUAUGGGAUCCGACGAGAAAAAAUUCCAUUAUGACUUUCGAACAUGGCGUCGAUUCAAAAUGCGAACACAACAGUUUAUUUAGUUCUGUGGGAAGCGAUCAUCUUUUGCGCAUCUGGAAUUUGCAUGAAAAACAACCAAUUUCCGUGAUAAAAACGAAAGGAAAUGAAAUUUUGUGCUGUGAUUGGGUCGAAAAAAGCGAAAAUAUCGUCGGAAUCGGCACAGACAACGGAAAUUCUUACAUUUUUGACUUGCGACAUGCGAAAAAAGAAGUUGCUUGUCUCAAAUCGGGCGGAGAAACAGCAAUUCGUGGGAUGAAAUUCUCACCGCAUGAAACUUCGAUCGUUGCAACUGUCGGUUAUGACUCAAUAACGCGAAUUUGGGAUUUCAAUAAUCCGAAAGAACCGUUGGAGGCAAUUUGUCAACAUAUGGAUUGUGUUUGCGGAGUCGAUUGGGAUCCUUUUAAUGCUCAAAGAAUGGCGGAUUGUGGAUGGGACUCCAUAAUUAAUGUUUUUAAUGUGAAUUUGAAACGUGAAUGA
This is a messenger RNA of Culicoides brevitarsis, 990 nucleotides long. RefSeq names its product peroxisomal targeting signal 2 receptor (gene Pex7). Gene Ontology annotation, molecular function: protein binding. The record is from RefSeq and is a predicted model, not a curated record. The transcript is spliced from 3 exons. Gene Ontology annotation, cellular component: cytosol; peroxisomal matrix. NCBI's taxonomy places the organism in Eukaryota, Metazoa, Arthropoda, Insecta, Diptera, Ceratopogonidae. Gene Ontology annotation, biological process: protein import into peroxisome matrix. The coding region runs from base 1 to 990 and encodes 329 amino acids.